Messenger RNA from Leguminivora glycinivorella, 1194 nucleotides. RefSeq lists its product as uncharacterized. Bases 1 to 1194 code for a protein of 397 amino acids. Gene Ontology annotation, molecular function: olfactory receptor activity; odorant binding. The transcript has 7 exons. The record is from RefSeq and is a predicted model, not a curated record. Gene Ontology annotation, biological process: detection of chemical stimulus involved in sensory perception of smell; sensory perception of smell. NCBI's taxonomy places the organism in Eukaryota, Metazoa, Arthropoda, Insecta, Lepidoptera, Tortricidae. Gene Ontology annotation, cellular component: plasma membrane.
AUGAAUAACCCAAAUUUUUCCUGUUCUUAUAUUCGCUAUUUCCAAAAGCUGACCAAAUUCGUCUACAUCAUCACUGCGACCAACUUUUGGUUCAAAGAUGUUAAAUUACCUAAUCGUUUUGUUAAAGUCUACGACUCUGUUUCAAAAUUUCUUGAAGCCAUCGUUAUCGCAUUCGUUAUUACCGGAUUUGGCGCCAGCUAUACUCAAAAAAACUUAUCAGAAAAGCAAAGCACUGAUAUACUGAUGAAGAGUGUUUCAAGCCUUUUUGUAUAUACCAUGUACGGCUGCGUUGUAUAUAACAAGAUAGAAAUUAGAGAACUUUUGUACUCAUUGACAGUAUCAUUAAAGGAGAUAUACAAUGAAGAAGUACAGAAGCAAAUGUUGAUGAAAAUUAAAAUGUACAUGGCGGGUCUCGUGUUUGUUGGGUGCUGUCCAAUGACUGCAUAUGGGGUAGAAGGAGCAUUUUACGCUUUAACGUCAAAUGUUACAUUCACAACGGUUAUUCCCAUUUGGCCCGAUUUAGAAGAUAGGAGUUUCUUUGCUGGCUUCGCCCGGAUCUUAAUCUACAUAGUUUGGUUACUGAUGGUUGCUCACGUUAUGGCUAUUUACAGUCUCAUUAUUUGUAUAUCCAUCUGCCUCGGAUAUCAAUACGCCAAUCUAUGCAAGUACUUUCUAGAUCUUAAUACCGUCUUUGACGGGGAAGGUAGCAUUGAAGAGAGGGAGAGAAGAUACGAAGAAGGCGUUAAAGUGGGAAUCAAAAUGCAUAAUAUUAUCUUAAGGUGUGUGAACCAAAUGCAAUCAUCGUGCAAAAUAGUCUACGGAGGGCAAAUUCUUCUGAACGUCUGCGUUAUGCUGCUGUUGAUGAUUCAGAUGAUGCAAAGUGAUCGCUCAUUGCCGCAACUGGCUCCAAUAGUGUCAAUGGCUAUGGGAGUGUUAGUAAGUUCCGGCUUGUUCAUAUGGAGUGCGGGCGACAUCACUGUUGAAGCUGGGCUGCUACCGAAUGCAAUGUUCCACUCAGGCUGGCACAACUGCAGAGGGCUGUCCUCUGUGCGUGUGCGGAAAUUGAUCACAUUUGCCAUGAAUGAAGCGCAGCACGUUGUGGUGAUGAAAGGUCUGGGUGUAAUCGAACUCUCUUACGACAGCUAUAUUGCGAUAGUAAAAUCAUCUUAUUCAGUAUUUUCAAUAAUUUACUGA